UCUUUCUUUUGCAUCUUUAAUUUACUUGGGGCAAUCCUUAAGUACUGCAAAAACCCAUUGAAAGUUUAUAACUUGGAAGCUAAGCUUUAGAAUUGCUAGGUCCUUUCGCCUAUGUAUGUUCUUGAGAGGUAGGCUUUAUAUACUUUUGUCUUUUCUCAGAUUCUCCUUACUUAUUAUGGAUUAUCAAAUCAGGAAGCAGAGACCUUCACUCCCGAUUUCAGUAGCUGUAAAAAAUUUCGUGCUCGCAGCAUUUGGGAGUUGGGACUACUAUCCAUCUCAACGUGUACUAUGCUGGUUUAGCAUUACCCUCAGUAAUGUAAUCCCAAGUUAGAGCCGUUCCUGCUUGGGUACCAUCUCUAAUCUGUCGUAUAGCCACUUUUCCUUCACUUGUACAAAUUAUUCUUUGCAAGUUUCUGUUACAUAUUAAUAACCACUUGAGGCGUUUUCGGUUUCUAGUUUUGUGAUUUUGAAGGAUUACUCUCGAAUAUGUAACAAAUUGCAAGUAUAAGCUAUAUGCGAUCACGGGACAGAUAUUUGUACAUAAGCAGUGAUAACUAUAUUUAGAACAGGUUCUUUAGCCCGUUCACAGACUUGAUUGCUCCAAUUCAGGAUGGAGAAACUGAGCAUGAAAAGUAGCCGAAGUCAAGCAAAGGUGUUUGGUACGCUUCUCUGCAUCGGUGGUUCUCUUAUUUUCACUUUCUGGAAAGGAGGUCACUUGUUCAAGGGUUUUGUUGAAAAGCCCCUGAUAACUGCGUUUAGCACUCAGAGGCAUGGUAAGCAAAACCAAAUCAAGGGUUCUGCUCUUAUUCUGACUAGUCACAUUGCAUGGUGUUCAUGGCUAGUUCUCCAGGCUAUGAUCUCCAAAGUCUACCCAGCUCCAUUGUCACUUACCACUAUCAUAUGCUUUCGCAUCGUUGCAAUCUUCCUUUUUUGCCUUGUUCUUUGCAAGAAAUCCAGCUUCAUGGAGACUUGAGUGGAACCUGCAACUUUUAACCAUCAUCUACUGUGCGAGUAUUUCUCGUUAUAUAUGCAUACAUGUU
Molecule: messenger RNA, 1040 nt
Organism: Argentina anserina (silverweed cinquefoil)
Lineage: Eukaryota; Viridiplantae; Streptophyta; Magnoliopsida; Rosales; Rosaceae
Product: WAT1-related protein At2g39510-like
Exons: 2
Coding region: 611-973 (120 amino acids)
Cellular component (GO): plasma membrane
Molecular function (GO): transmembrane transporter activity
Source: RefSeq, a predicted model, not a curated record